GAAUCCGAUUAGCUCCAAAACAAAAACUGAACAUCCCAGUGUUAUUCAUGCCAGAUACAAUGAAAACUUAUGAGGCGGUAGUGGUAAUUCAUGUAAUGAGGGAAAAUGGUGAAAACUGGCCUUAUGAGGAUUCUGCUAAAUUAAAUAAAGACUUACAGAGUGUUACUGUAGCAGAGAAUGGGGGAAUUAAAGGAAUACUCUGGAUCUAUCCAGUUCAUGGAUUACCAGAAGCACCGCAGCAAAAAUUAGUUCCAACUGUUGUACGCUGUCGAGCCAGGCAGAGAGUAGAAAGACGAGUAGAAGUACUGCUGACUGGUGUACUUCCUGCUGCAACUGCUAUGCCUGCUGCAAGAAAUUCUGCUAUGGUUCAUACAAACAAGCCAGCCAACACCCAAGAAAAUGUUCAAGUCACUGAUGAUUUCUCUACAACAGAGGAAUUUCUGUAUGAAUUGCAAUAUCAAUCAAAUGAAAUUAAAUCUCAGCUCGAAUCUUUGGUUGGUAUGCAUCUUGUUGAAAGAGAAUGGGAUACAGAAUCCAGAAUUGCAACGCUGGUGUUUAAUAUAGUGUUUGCACCUAACAAACCAAUGAGGAAUGAAGCAACUCUUGUAGUACAGUACACUGCAGGAGGUAUUUGGAAGUUUCCAGUUCUGUUCAUUGCUUUGGAGCCAGAAGUGGAUGAUAUCAUCAACAUUGAAGCAGUUGGCCUGAAUAAGGAAUCUAUAGUUGGCUUUAAGCUUACAAGCCAGACAAG
This is a messenger RNA of Neopsephotus bourkii (Bourke's parrot), 751 nucleotides long. RefSeq names its product cilia- and flagella-associated protein 47-like. Lineage: Eukaryota; Metazoa; Chordata; Aves; Psittaciformes; Psittacidae. The record is from RefSeq and is a predicted model, not a curated record. The annotation marks the transcript as partial. The transcript is spliced from 5 exons.